AUGAAGGGAUUGGCCUGCCCGUGGCCUGCCCUGCCUGGCUUUGGGCACCCGGGGUCCUGCUUCAUGGCUGAAGGCUCCUCUUGCACUCAGGCCCCGGGGCAAGGACCCCCCAUCAGCAUCCAGCUCCUGCGAGCCCAGUAUGAAGGCCUGAAGAGGCAGCAGAGGACCCAGAUCCACCUCCUGGUGCUCCCCAAAGGAGGACACACGCAUAAUUCUGCUGAAUCCAUGAUCAGCCCUGUUUGGAUUAACAAGGAGGCAAGGAGCUCCCUAUCUCUGGAAGAGGCAGAUUCUAAGGUGGAGGGGGUUCUGGAAGAAGCCGACCGAGGCGGUCUUCAGACUCCUGAGUCUCCAUGGCACACGCAUCUAGAGAUGCAUCGCUUAGUCCAAACCUUCCACCAUGAAACCAGUCAAGUGAAGCCCAAGGGCCAGCCUGUGGGAUCAGACCAAAGGCUCCGUCCAGAAGGAGACCCACACUUGUUUGAAAACCGUCACCCGACUCUGCCAGGAACCAAACUCCCAGAGGCAGCCCAGGGUCAAUGUCAGGUGGGCGGUUCCCUAACAAAGAUCGUGGGACCCAGCUUAAAAACCAACAUUCAGUUUCUUCCUUCCAUAAAGGACUCCCACAGGUCUGGCAGACCUGCUUACUAUCCAUUUCCCCGGAGGAAAACACCCAGGAUUUCCGAAGCUGCCCGGAACCUGGGCUUAUAUGGCCCAACCUGAAGUUUUCUGCUGAGCCACACAGAUCUGUCUCAUCAAAAAGCCAGCAAGGAAGAGUCUCUAGCUCCCAGCAACAGCUGGACUAUCCCAAAUGUAAGAACUGUGGGAAAUGAAUAGUGGGAACAUGAAUGAUCUUGACCUUCAAAACACCAAGAGGUCAGAUUGCUCACCAUUUAGGAUCAGAUAGUACUGUCGGAUCAAGCAUCUGCUUCUGUAAGAAGAGUUCACUAUGGAGCCCUGGAUGUCCAUUCUUUGGGGGAUCCAGUAGGACACCCUGAAAGAGGAGAAUUCUGAAACAGAGUGGGGACUUUAGCCAAUGGAGUACCUGAGUAUUGCCCAGGGCUCAAGGGGCAUAGACAAUCUUGUUCUCAAUAUUUUCUGAGUCCUCCCUCAAUAUAUUCUGAAUAAUACGAGUCUGAGAGUUCAGAAUCUUUUCCUGGCUGCUAUAUCUUGGGGGCUGUGUCACUUAGAAGUCAUUACACCCAUUUGUAGCAACCACACAAUUUCAUUUGUAGCCUCCCAUAGGACAUGGUCACCCUGAGUAAACAGGGUCAGAUCAGGGCCAAACUGACUAUUUUGUAUGUUUAAGGGGUCCACAGGAAAGGUGGCCAUCUGUCACCUGUCACUGAGACAUGCCAGCCUCGUCACAGACUAAGCUCCUUCCAUCCUUUCCUCUCUUCCUUUUUUCCUUUCAUCUUUCUCUCUUCUCUCCUUACAAAUU
This is a messenger RNA of Marmota flaviventris (yellow-bellied marmot), 1438 nucleotides long. It is a transcript of the gene C13H9orf152, whose product is annotated as chromosome 13 C9orf152 homolog. Lineage: Eukaryota; Metazoa; Chordata; Mammalia; Rodentia; Sciuridae. The record is from RefSeq and is a predicted model, not a curated record.